This is a messenger RNA of Phyllostomus hastatus (greater spear-nosed bat), 3967 nucleotides long. It is a transcript of the gene THEMIS2, whose product is annotated as thymocyte selection associated family member 2. The record is from RefSeq and is a predicted model, not a curated record. The transcript has 6 exons. The coding region runs from base 50 to 1969 and encodes 639 amino acids. Lineage: Eukaryota; Metazoa; Chordata; Mammalia; Chiroptera; Phyllostomidae. Gene Ontology annotation, biological process: T cell receptor signaling pathway.
GGAGCGCGGCCCCGGCCACUCAGUCCACGUCCAGUGAGCCUCGCGGACCAUGGAGCCCGUGCCGCUGCAGGACUUUGUCUGCGCCCUGGAUCCCGCCACUCUCCCGCGAGUGCUGCGGGUGUGCUCGGGCGUCUACUUCCAGGGCUCCAUCUACGAGAUCUCCGGGAAUGAGUGCUGCCUCUCCACGGGGGACCUGAUGAAGGUCACCCAGCUCCGCCUCCAGAAGGUCAUCUGUGAGAACCCGGGGUCAGGUCAGACCAUAGAGCUGGACCCCAACUUCAAGGGCCACUUCAGCCCCCUCACCGGCCCCCAGAGCUAUGGAACCCUGGAGGAACUUGUCUCUGCUGUAGUCCAGAGCUCCAAGCAGCUGCCCAUCUGGUUCAUGUCCACCUGCAAAAUUGACACACGGAUCAGGGUGGUGCCUGAGGAGCAGCCCCUCAUGCUCGAGGCGGUGGAAAUGUACCUCGGGACCUGCUCCGCUCGCUGUGUGCUGAGCAUGGGGACCCAGGUGGUGGUCCUGCACCUGCCCCUGUCCAUGAAGGGGCCCUUCUGGGAACUGCAGACGGGUGCCCCUCGGACCCUGCUGCAGGCCCUGCAGGACCCAGCCCUGAAGGGCCUCCUCCUCACCUGCCCCACCCUCCCCUGGCGUGCCUUGAUCCUGAAGCCGCACUAUGAGAUCCAAGCCAUCAUGCAGAUGCGCAGGACCAUCGUCAGCAUCCCUUCUACCCUGGAGGUCGACGUGGAGGAUGUCACCGCCUCCUCUGAACACAUCCACUUCAUCCAACCGCUGCUGCUGAGCGAGGUCCUGGCGCGGGGAGGCCCCUUCCCCUUGAACACACAGAUUCUGGAAGUCCCGGAGGGGCCGCCCAUCUUCCUCAGCCCAUGGGUGGGUUCGUUGCGGAAAGGCCAGGGGCUCUGCAUCCAUGGCUUGGCUUCGCCAUCCUGGCGGGUCCUGGCCUCAACCAAGGGCCGGAAGGUGCCCAGAUACUUCAUGAUCUCUGGAGCCUACCACGGGAAACUGCGGCGACGGCCAAGGGAGUUCACCACGGCCUAUGACCUUCUAGGUGCCCUGCAGCCCGGCCGGCCACUGCGGGUGGUGGCCAUGAAGGACUGUGAGGGUGAUGAGGAGGAGAUCCCUGGGUUCAUUUCCCUGGCUAUGGGAGACAGGCUGGAGGUGCUGGGGUCUGGUCAGGCCCAUGGGUCUCACGGCGGGGACAUGGACAUCUUGAUGUGUCAUCGGCUCAGUGACCAGGCUGGGGAGGAGGAGUGCGAAGAGGAGGCAGAGGACCAAGAACAGAUUGUGCUACCUCUCUACUUCUCUGGCAGCUUCGUGGAGGAGAUGAGUGACACCCGGCGAUAUAAGCUGGAAGAUCUGACUGCCCAGUUCUCACUGCCCUGUGAGGUCAAGGUGGUGACCAAGGACAGCAGCCACCCUGCUGACCCUCUGCCCCUCUUCCCCGGCCUGCGGCUCGAGGAGAAGAUCACGGAACCCUUCUUAGUGGUCAGCCUGGACUCCGAGCCUGGGAUGCACUUCGAGAUCCCUCCCCGGUGGCUGGACCUGACUGUUGUGGAGGAGGAGCAUCCCGGCCGGCCAGCUGGGUCUCUCCCUGCAGCCACAGUGGAGGAGCUGACAGAUGCCUUCUACUACCACCUUCGGAAGUUACCGGCCUCAGAGAGCCUAGGCCCCCCACCCAGGCCCCCAAAGCGUCAGAACCUCAGCGAGCAGAAGAAACAGAGCGGCCUGGAGGGAAACAUCAAGUCUUCUCUUGUCUCAGAACUACAGCAACGCCCUCUAUUGCCCAAACUCAAGAUGACGACGUUGGCAAAGGCCACAGAAGAUAGAUCAAAUACCUACACCAAGAUUCCUCCCCGUAAAGGCCUCAAGCCCACUAAGUGCAGCACACUGGAUCCAGAUGGCGAUGAACAUGACUAUGAAGAAGUAGUUGAGCACUUUCAGAAAACCCUCUAGAUGCUGGAGGAACCACGCAUCCUAACUGCUCUUAGGGAGUCUGGGACACCAGCCAACUCUGACAAGCCUUUAGAAGACCUUGGACAGUCCCACAGAAACCAGACUGCGGACAGGGAAUGAAUGGCUUUGUGGGACUAUCUAAAACAGGAAGGACACUGCACCGGCUUCUCUCAGGUUCCUGCCACUGGGGCUUCCUUGGGCGGAGCCCCUACACUGGACGUCCUCCGACUCAGAGCUUUGGUAUCCAGAAGAGCCAGCUGGUUUCUACUCAACCCUGCGACCCCAACACCAGCUAUCCUAUUGGUCGGUACGAAAGGAAUCAAAGUCACCAACCCUGGUGAUAGCAGCAGUGACUCCUGCCUCUUGGUAAAGGGGGACUCAAUCCUGAUCACCCUGAACUGACUUUUUUUUUUGUUUGCCACCCCUACCCUCCUUCCCACCCCACCCUCUGCCCCCAAGCUAAGUAAAGCUUUAAUCUUCUGACAGACCAGGACUUUCUCAUCUCUGCAGCACCUAGCACAGCAGUUGCAGCUGACUACCUAAGAUUAUUUCACUCAAAAACUAAACUAAAAAUGAUACCUGAGCUUCUGGAAAAAUGCAAAAUUCAUUUAUUUUGUGUGCCAGACCCUUUACCAUCCUAUUUAUAGCCUCAACUUUCUGAGGCAGACAAUAGCCUGAUUUCAAAAACCAGGAAACAAGCUUGAGUGAUCAGGUUUCAGGAGGCAGACCAGUCACGAACCUGCGUUAGGAUCCCUGCCCACCACCUGUCAGCUGUGACUAUGAGCGAGUUAUUUUAACCUAAGAUAUAAUUUCUUCACGUGUAAAAUGAAACUAAGUCAUCUGCCUCACAAGACUGCUUCAAGAAUCAAAUCAGGUGACCUUUGUAAAUCACUUAACACAAUGCCUGGUACACGUAUCAUUAUUACUGACCAAGAUCAGACCUCUGCUCCUAGUGUCCACAAUGUCUCCUAGUCAUGGUACUGUCUCUGUUUGACUCAGCUUCCAGGGCUGUUUUAGGCCUGUUCGGUCAGGGAAGUGAGACCACAGGACUCAUUUCCUGAAGUGGAAGGACUAUAGUUUCCUAGAACUGACCAUCAUGGUCAGCAGAGGACAGGAGACAGACACAAAGUUGAUCUGAGUCUCCAGCUCAGGUGAGAGACGAAAGAAGGUCAAAUUUCCAACCCCUGGACUCUAGGGGUCCCCCAGGAUCUGUCAUCUUUUUGCCUCCCAUCCCUCUGGCCUGUCCACACCCACUGGACUUUCCAGGCCUCCUGGUCUCUGUAUCACUGUAUGGAGUUUCCCAUGGUUGAAAUAUUUAGCACUCCAUCCUCAUCUUCCCUAAAAUUCUCGAGCCCUCCUCUAGGAAGGCAAGCUAAACUGCACAGGAGGAUCCCGAGGAAGAGACUAUUCUGGGACAACCAGUAAGCAACAAAGUGAGAAAGUUCCUCCCUGGCACAGAACCCAAGGGGCCAAGCCCACAUGCAAAAAAACAACCAUAGUUUUCACUUCACAUUUAAUUUUGGCAUCAAAUUGAGGAAGAUCACCAAAAGGAUGCAGAGAAGAGGGCUGAUAGUUCUACAAAGGAACUAAUGAGUGGCCAAAUGAGAAAGGAAGAAACUUUACAAGGAAAACUGGACUUAAAAGGAAAAUGUGUGAAAAUCUCAACUGCACGUGUGCGCUCAAGAGCAGUGAGGGUCAGCAGGGUGGACCCAAGGCAGAUGCUACCUGCAGGGUGCUUUUGUCUUCUUUACCUCGGGAAUAAGCCACUGGGCGUGGGAGGUGUUCUGAUGGGGACUGAGAUUCCCUUUGAGCAGUGGUCCAAAGUGAGCACACGCCUGGGAGUACAUGAGAUGGUCUACUGGAACAUCUGAGUUAUUAGUACAUCCCUUCAUAUUUUUAAUAUUCUUUUUCACUUAUAUUUUUGAAUGUUUUAUAAUAUAUAACAUACUAAUAUAAUAAAAUGAAUAUAAAUUAGAGGCAUAUGCUCAAAAAAAUUUA